This is a messenger RNA of Entelurus aequoreus (snake pipefish), 6360 nucleotides long. It is a transcript of the gene abcc2, whose product is annotated as ATP-binding cassette, sub-family C (CFTR/MRP), member 2. The record is from RefSeq and is a predicted model, not a curated record. NCBI's taxonomy places the organism in Eukaryota, Metazoa, Chordata, Actinopteri, Syngnathiformes, Syngnathidae. Gene Ontology annotation, molecular function: ABC-type transporter activity; ATP hydrolysis activity; ATP binding. Gene Ontology annotation, cellular component: apical plasma membrane. Gene Ontology annotation, biological process: transmembrane transport. The transcript has 32 exons. Bases 93 to 4787 code for a protein of 1564 amino acids.
GGGAGAGUGAGGAUCUCCUGAGUAUACACUGAGGAGGAGACGUCUGGAGUUGACUAGUCUUCGAAGAGCACUUCAGGGCUUCUGUGUGGACCAUGUGUGCUGCGGUCCUGGAGGAGUACUGUGGGUCCAUCUUCUGGAACUCUUCAUGCGUGGAGAGGGAGGAUCCAGACCUGCCAGUAUGCGUGCAGCAGACGGUGCUGGUGUGGAUCCCUUUGGGCUUCCUGUGGCUCUGUGCCCCCUACCACCUGGUGGCUCUCUGUAGGAGGGCAAAGAACACAAAAUACAUAUCCAAGCUUUACAUUUGCAAACAGCUUGUUGCGUCUCUGUUGUUCCUAACUGCCAUAGCGGGCCUGGGCGUCACUUUAGGAGAAGAUUUUGCUGCUGGCCAAGACCCUCCAUUAGAAAAGAAUCCUAGUGUGUACUUGGCCAACCCCGUCCUUUAUGCUGCGUCAUGGGUGAUGGUGCUUCUGUGCCAAGAAGGAUCAAGACGAAGAGGAGCAAUCGAUUCUGCCACUCUCUUCUUCUUCUGGUUUCUUGUGGUUCUGUGUGAUGUUUUCCCUCUUCAGUCUGUCAUACGAGAGGCACUCGGGCUGGGAAUGGUGGAGGACGUCCCUCGAUUUUGCCUCAUUUGCAUCUCCUUUGGGCUGGAAGUGAUUGCACUCAUCCUCUCUGCUGUUGCUGACAUCUCUCCACAAGUCAGGGAGAUUGCAAAAAAGAAUCCAGAGGCAGGUGCUGCAUUUUUGAGCAGAAUCACUUUCAACUGGUUUCAUAGCAUGGUGAUGAAGGGGUACAGGCAGCCCCUGGUUCAAGAGGACAUGUGGGCGCUGAAUGAGACGGACAGCACGGCUUACAUCAGCGGGCACUUCCAGCACUUCAUGCAACUGGAGUUUGCCGUAGCUCGACAGCACUACCAAAAGAAGCUGGCGAAAAAACCAAUCGAGAAAUCCCAGAAUGAAUCCUUUCAAAAUGGACUCUCUGGUCUGGGGAAAGGCGUCAGUCAGGAUGGGUUAAUGAUGGAGGAGCGAGGCAACAAAGAAGGCAAAAAAGAAAAGAAAACAAAGAAAAAGAAGGAAGAAGAAAACUACCCUACCUCAUGGCUCAUACCUACCAUCUAUAAGACAUUUAAAUGGGCUCUGAUUGAGUCGGCCUUCUUCAAGCUUCUGCAAGACCUCCUGGCUUUUGUAAGCCCUCAACUACUGAAAUUGAUGAUUUCCUUCACUCAGGAUAAAAGCAGUUAUGCAUGGGAAGGCUAUCUAUAUGCAGUGUUGCUUCUUUUGGUGGCCCUCCUGCAGUCUCUCUUCCUGCAGCAGUACUUCCAGCGCUGCUUUGUGCUCGGGAUGCAGGUCCGUACGGCUAUCAUGGCGGCCGUUUACAAAAAGGCACUGGUGGUCUCCAACGACACACGUAAAGAGUCCACAGUCGGGGAAACAGUGAACCUGAUGUCUGCUGAUGCCCAACGAUUCAAUGACGUGGUCAACUUUAUCCACCUGCUGUGGUCCUGCCCUCUGCAGAUUGCCUUGUCCAUCGUGUUCCUGUGGCAGGAGCUAGGGCCCUCUGUGUUGGCUGGACUGGCGGUCAUGGUCCUAAUGGUGCCAAUUAAUGGACUGCUAGCAAGCAAGGCCAGAAACUUCCAGAUAGACAACAUGAAAUUCAAGGACAAGCGAUUGAAGAUAAUGAAUGAAAUACUCAACGGAAUGAAGAUUCUGAAGCUGUAUGCAUGGGAGCCAUCCUUCCAAGCUCAGGUGGAAGACAUCAGAGGCCAAGAGCUGAACGUCAUGAAGAAGUUCGCCUACCUCGCGUCAGUCUCCACCUUCAUUUUCAGCUGUGCUCCAGCUCUGGUGUCUUUGGCCACGUUUGCCGUGUUUGUUGCCGUGAGUUCAGAGAACGUGUUGACCGCAGAGAAGGCGUUCACUUCCAUCUCUCUUUUCAACAUCCUCCGCUUCCCUUUGGCCAUGUUGCCGAUGCUCAUUGCUGCCAUUGUGCAAACAGCAGUGUCCAGAAAGCGACUUGAAAAGUUUUUGGGAGGCGAAGACCUUGAAUGUGAUAUCGUGCGCCAUGACCCCAGCAUCAGUUCUGCUGUUAACGUGCGCAAUGGUUCCUUUUCAUGGGAGAAAGAUGGCGAGCCCCUGUUGAAGAAUGUGUCUUUGGACAUCAAACCAGGGCGGCUGGUCGCAGUUGUGGGAGCUGUCGGCUCGGGCAAGUCUUCUCUGGUGUCGGCCAUUCUGGGAGAGAUGCACAGCAAGAAUGGAUUCAUCAAUAUUCAGGGUUCUCUUGCCUUUGUACCGCAGCAAGCAUGGAUCCAAAAUGCCACUUUGAGGGAUAAUGUCAUGUUUGGCUCUCCCCGCGAUGAGACGAGGUUACAGGAAGUGAUCCAAGCCUGCGCCUUGGCUCCUGACCUGGAGCUCCUUCCUGGUGGUGACAUGACUGAGAUUGGAGAGAAAGGUAUCAACCUGUCAGGGGGUCAGAAGCAACGUGUGAGUUUGGCCAGGGCGGCGUACAGCCAGGCGGAUAUUUACCUGCUGGAUGACCCCCUGUCUGCUGUGGAUUCUCACGUGGGAAAACAUCUUUUUGACAAAGUGAUCGGACCCACCGGAAUGCUCAAAGACAAGACACGUAUCCUGGUGACUCACGGAGUGAGCUUCCUGCCUCAUGUGGAUGAAAUUGUUGUCUUGGUCAAUGGAGUGGUUUCCGAGGUUGGAUCCUACAACAGCCUCCGUGCUACCAAAGGAGCCUUUUCGGAGUUUUUAGACACAUAUGCCAAAGAACAAAACAAUGCUGCCAAGCCUGAGAGAGAACGUGGCCAGAGUGUUGCGGAGACGGAGAUUAUCCCUGAAGGAGAUGACACCCACCCUGACUCCCCCCUAGAGGACACCGUCACAGUGACUCUGAAGAGAGAAAACAGCAUUCGUCGGAGCCAGCGCAACAGCAGUUUUAGAGUUGGAAAAAACAGCUCUACGAGGAAAUCUGAACAUGCAGGUGAGACAAACAAAGGCCAAAGGCUCAUUGAGAAGGAAACUAUGGAAACAGGACAGGUGAAGUUUUCAGUCUACCUCCAGUACCUGCGAGCUAUGGGCUGGGGAUAUACCACCAUGGUCUUCCUGAUGUACUUUAUCCAGAACAUUGCAUUCAUCGGCCAGAAUAUUUGGCUGAGUGACUGGACUAAUGAUGCAGUGGAGUACUACAACAAGACAUACCCUACAUCGAAGAGGGACACCAGGGUGGGGGUAUUUGGAGCUCUGGGAGUGGCUCAGGGCCUCUUUGUGUUUCUUGGUACACUGCUGAUGGCCAAUGCCUCAGUUGAGGCGUCUCGAAUUCUGCACUCCAGGCUGCUCAACAACGUACUGCGUGUUCCAAUGCUGUUCUUUGACACCACGCCCAUCGGAAGGGUGGUCAACCGCUUUGCAAAGGAUAUAUUCACUGUCGAUGAGGCCAUCCCACAGUCGUUCCGCUCUUGGCUCAUGUGUCUGUUGGGGGUCCUGGGGACACUCUUUGUCAUCUGUCUGGCUACUCCUUUCUUCACCGUUAUCAUCAUUCCUCUGACUGUGGUGUACUUCUUUGUACAGCGUUUCUAUGUAGCGACGUCAAGACAGCUGCGUCGACUUGACUCGGUGUCUCGCUCUCCCAUAUAUUCACACUUUGGCGAGACGGUGUCUGGCCUGUCUGUGAUAAGAGCUUACGGCCAUCAAGAAAGGUUUCUCCAGCACAAUGAAAACACCAUUGAUGAGAACCUAAAGUCCGUCUACCCGUGGAUCGUAUCGAACAGAUGGCUGGCUAUUCGUUUGGAGUUUCUGGGAAAUCUAGUGGUCUUUUUUGCCGCUUUGCUAGCGGUCAUUUCCAGGGAUACUAUAGACAGUGGCCUUGUUGGCCUGUCCAUAUCCUACGCCCUCAAUGUUACGCAAACCCUGAACUGGCUUGUUCGGAUGUCCUCAGAGCUGGAGACCAAUAUUGUCGCGGUGGAGAGAGUGAGUGAAUACAGCGUCCUUGAUAAUGAGGCCAGGUGGGUGACUGAAACCCGGCCAUCCGAGAAGUGGCCUGAGGAAGGAAGACUUGUGUUUGAAAACUACAAGGUCCGUUACAGACCGGGUUUGGACCUGGUGCUACAUGGCAUCUCCUGUGACAUUGGUAGCACAGAGAAGAUCGGUAUUGUGGGCCGCACAGGAGCUGGGAAAUCCAGCUUGACCAACUGUCUGUUUCGAAUCAUUGAAGCUGCCGAUGGUCGUAUCCUCAUCGACAAUGUUGACAUAUCCAAAAUAGGCCUGCAUGACCUAAGAAACAGGCUCACCAUUAUACCACAGGAUCCUGUGUUGUUCUCCGGAACAUUGAGGAUGAACCUCGAUCCAUUUGACCGAGUCAGCGAUGAGGACAUCUGGAGAGUGCUUCAGCUCUCCCACCUUAAGGAGUAUGUGGCAGGGCUGCAGGAGGGAUUACAUCAUGAGGUUGCAGAAGGAGGAGAGAACCUUAGCGUUGGACAGAGGCAGUUGCUGUGUUUAGCCCGUGCACUGCUCAGGAAGUCCCGCAUAUUAAUUCUGGAUGAGGCUACGGCAGCUGUAGACCUGGAAACGGAUGACCUGAUCCAGACGACCAUUCGCAAAGAGUUUGCACACUGCACCGUCCUCACCAUCGCCCAUCGUCUGCACAGCAUCAUGGACAGCUCGAGGGUGAUGGUGCUUGAUUCCGGAAGGAUCGUGGAGUUUGAUUCUCCGAGUAGGCUGCUUGAAAAACAAGGACAUUUCUAUUCCAUGGCCAAGGAUGCUGGGAUAACACAAGCAGAAAUCACAAGUCUAUGAUUUGUAUGUUUUUGUUUAAAUGUUUUGAUGUAUAAUUCCAAAGGUUGUCUUGUCCGUGGAUGUACUUGUUUGUAUUUAAAGCAGAAACAAUCACAUGUAAUGUGUAAAUAAUGUUUGUAUAUACAGUAUACAAAUUUGAAUAAAUAUUUUUCUCAAAUGCUGCGGGGUUGUUUAAAUCUCGCAUGACUUUGUAGGACAUGAUUAUAACCUGCUUUCACUCAAAAAUUCCCACAACCCAAUUAGGACAAGGAGUAUAUGCAUUUAAUUAUUUGUUGCAUAAUAGUCAAAAUACUUCAUAAAUACACAUAAUUACAGUACGAUAUGAAUCUUAGUAUAAUUCUUUGUAUAUAGUAUAUCAUUUAGCUAACACGUGUACAAGGAUAUUUCACAUGCCUUUACUGUGUAUAUAAUUGAACAGUGUUUAUGUUGUGUAAAAGGUGUAUUUAUAAUAUGUUGUGCAAAGGAAAUUUCAUAGUUUUUGGAAGUUCAUCUUCUAUUUCACAUUGUUUAUAAGUGCAAUAAGUGUUCAACUUCAGCCUAAACCCUUUCGGUCUGCAACAUUUUCAAUUUAUGAAUGUACAACUGUUUGUUUAUGUAAAACUGUUUGUUUAUUUUGUUGACCACUGACCGAAGAAAUAAUAAACUAAACUAACUAAACUAAACUAAUCUUUAAGUUGAAGAAGGCAAUGUACUUACUGUAUGAGAACUGAUCAGAGGACCAACAAAUAUUGUAUAUCUCUGCCUGUUUCCUGAUUAAAUAUUUUUUGCAGAUAUUUAAUCAGUUGUUGAAUUAAUUGAUCGCAGUAAUGGAAUGUUAACAGUGAAUGUUGAAAGAUGGCGCCACUGGCUGCUAUUUGCAGGAGCUCUUUGCUCUUGUGUAUCCCCUUUUGACUUCUUGAUGUUUCCCUCUUGUUUUCAUGUUUUUUUUGUUUGCCUUUUGAUUAUGGGCCCCCUUGGUACCCUUCAAAAAGGGGUGCCAUUUUUAUGACUUUUUUUGUGAACUUUUGGAUCUGCCUACAAGGAGCCUUAUGACCAUGGCCAUGUUUGCACCGGAGACAAGCAGCUGGCUCUCUGCCACACCGGAGUUCGUGUGGAGAGACCGGAAGAGCUGGGUCUGCGGAGCUCGUGCUGAGCGUCGGGAGCGACAAGAGUCACGGAGCCCUGGCUGAACGAGAAUGUAUCGAACGAGUUCUCGCUCAUCCCCGUGGACUGGACAUUGGCCGAGAGCUAAGGGGCAGCCUUUGACGAAGUUAGCUCUCUUGGUUGCUUUGUUGGGUGUGCUCCUGUUCAAGGCGAUGUCGUGGAGCACCACAAACAUUUUGUUUUUGUUUUGUUGUUUGUCUAUGCAUGGUGCAAUCAUAUGUGUGCAAUAUGUAUUAUUUAUUGCUCUUUUUGUUGUUGUGUUGUACUUUUGUAGCUGUAUGUAGAAAUGGCGCCGCUGAAGUGGCAACUGGUUGCAUCAGUUCUGUGCACUUUUAAUGGAUUGUAUGUUCAUUGUAUUCUUUGAUGUUUUACUUUCGUUUUCCUCUGUUUUUUACCCAUUUUUUGUGGACUUUUUGUACCUGCACUGUAA